GCCCACAACUUCCAGUAUAACAUUAGUGGCGGGACCAGAGAGAGACGUCGACGCGGGUAAUGUAAACUUUCCCAUCCAUGGACAACCGUUAAACGGUAGCAGUUGGUAAUGUACAAAACGGCGACAACAACCGUAGAGAGGAAACGCCCACCGCCGGUUAAAAUAUUGUCCGGUCAGCUGAGGACGGCAGAGAGCCGGGGGACAGCCGACAUCGGGGAUGGGUGUGUUAUCAAGCUGGGCAGGGGCCGCUUUCUGCUGGUCUCACUGGUGUGGAUGCAGGGAACUGUACUGGAGGUCCAGCUGGACAGAAACACCGUGCUGCUGAUGGAUGAGACGGGAACCUUUGCUGUUCAAGGCGUCAACAACAUCCCCAAAGGGAAACCAUGUUUGUCCCAAGGCAAAUAUGUCAUGGUGAUGGGUGUCAUCCAGGCCAUCUCCCCGGAGCCAGUCAUCCGUGCAGUGAAGAUAGCAGACCUCUCUGAGCUCGCCGCGCAUCACAGGCAGAUGUGGAAGCUGGAGGUGGAGGACCUGCAGCAGGUGCUGGCCUGAAUGCAAAACUGUUGGUGCAAACAUCGCCUCGCUGGUGGCAGGAUGACCUGCUCCUGUCAUAUCCAGCUGGACCAUUCUAGUGAUUCUUGACAAAUGGAAAAAAAAAAAAACUACCUCACAGGACUGAACAGUGGAUUCUGACUGGAAGGUAUUAUGCAAGGGUGACAAAGACUUAGACAUGCGAAAACUGACUUGUAUUUUUGCAUACAGUAUUUACGCAGCGAAGUAAAUAAGAGGUUUUUUUUCCACUUGGCUCCUACUCAAGGAGUCUUGUAGAGAAGAAGUGGAGCUGCAGGCCUCGUAUUGCCUCUAAAAAUGAUCUGCUAACACUCGGGGAGAAAAAUGACAUCCAGAUAAGGGGGCAUCUUGGAUCGUUAACUUAAUGUAGGAAGUGUCUUGUCAGAUUAUACCACUAGCAUCAUCUGUUAUAAUUUGGCAUUUAUUUAGCGUAGAUAUAAGAUGGUUAUACAAAUAUUAAAUAAAGAUGACUUAGAUUUUCAAGUUCUCCACCUACUUUUCUCUACUAAAAACAUAAUAGAUCUUUAUGCAUACUGUAACAGGAUUAACAAAUUAAGAUUGUUGUUAAAACCAGUUUUUCAA
Messenger RNA from Sander lucioperca (pikeperch), 1149 nucleotides. It is a transcript of the gene rmi2, whose product is annotated as RecQ mediated genome instability 2. Gene Ontology annotation, biological process: regulation of sister chromatid segregation; maintenance of rDNA; negative regulation of double-strand break repair via homologous recombination. Gene Ontology annotation, cellular component: cytosol; nuclear speck. The transcript is spliced from 2 exons. The record is from RefSeq and is a predicted model, not a curated record. The coding region runs from base 109 to 549 and encodes 146 amino acids. NCBI's taxonomy places the organism in Eukaryota, Metazoa, Chordata, Actinopteri, Perciformes, Percidae.